GUCUGGCAGUACUUUCACAUCCCGAACAGCUGAUUGAUAAAAUGCAAUCAGAAUUUCAACCACAAAUCUUUCAUUAUUUAUUUGUGCAGUAUAAUCGCAACUAUAAUAAAAUUGUAUAUAAACAAAUAUAUAUUUUGCAUUGUACACUCAAGUGCAGUUUUUUUUUUUAUUGAGCUGGUGUGUUUAUAAAAAUAUAUGUGAGAUUAUCCACUUGGCGAAAAAAUCUACAAAGCUCGCUAACUAGCCAAAAGAUGACGGAAAAAACUGGUAAUCCAUAUGAUAUGGAUAGCUCGGUAUUUGAUUCCGAGAAAUAUUUAGAAAAGUUAUUAAAGGAUUGUACAUUAAAGCAGAUUAUGGAUACUGAAACUGCAGUAAUAAAAGACACACAAACGCUACAUUCCGAUAUGCAAACAUUGGUUUAUGAAAAUUAUAAUAAAUUCAUAUCGGCAACGGACACCAUCCGGAAAAUGAAAAAUGAUUUCAAACAAAUGGAAUCAGAUAUGAACUUAUUACGUACAAAAAUGCAAACAAUAACAUCGUUUAGCGAGCAAAUUACAGAUACAUUGCAAGGGACACGCUCACAACUUUGCCGCCUAUCUGAGAAGCACUCACUACUAAAACGUUUACAAUUUCUCUCAUCACUACCAGCCAAGUUGAAGGGUCUAAUUGAGGAGCAAAAUUAUGCACAAGCUGUACAAGAUUACUUACAUGCACAAAAAGUUUUCGCACAAUAUGGUCGGCAACCAUCAUUUGAUGGGAUUCAGCGUGAUUGCGAAAGUAUUUUGCUUGACUUGAAAGAGCGUUUACGCACUGACUUUCAGAUGGCAAGUAAUACGGCACAAUCGUUGAGUGAAAUUGGUGAGUUGUUAUUGCAGUUGGACGAAAAACCGGCGGAUUUAGCUAAUGAAAUGUUGACUUGUGCCUCCAAACGUCUGCACGAACAAAUUGUAUUGCUGCAGGACCAAACCGAGCGGGAUAUGAUUGAAUUUGUUGAUAUGGGUAUUGAAGGUUUCUUGAAUGACUUAACAUUAGUAGUCACUUCCUAUUUCGAUAUGUUCGUCGCUAAAAAUCAUGAAAAAGAAAGCGACGAUUUUCAAGAGCAAGCAUUGCGUCAAUUAAACAUAUUUCUUAAUCAAAAUGUCGACAAGUACUUGACACUGGUGCAGGAUCGUGUUGAAUCAGAUAUUGGUUUUGGCGAUACACAAAUUAUGUUGCGUGCUCUUGAUCGUCUCAACAGACGCUUGCUUGCAAUGCGUAAUAUUUGUCAUGGUUUGGACAUACAACGCAACACUGUGGAUAUUAUUAUCGCCGCAGCACAUCAGCUUUGCGAAGUACAUACGAAAUCGCUGAGAGAUCAUUUCUCUGAUAGUCUUAGCUCUGUACGCUUGGCAUUGGUUUCCGCCAAGAGUGACAGUAAUAAUGGCUCGAAUUUGAAUGAAUUAAUUACCAAUUUAUAUGUAUCAAUGGUGGAGAAGGUUAAAGGUGUAUUACAGGAUUUAUUAGUUUUCCUACAAACCGAUUGGUCAUUCAAUAUUAAAGCUGAAUACAAAGGGGCUCUGUGUGUGGAGGGCAUAAGAGAGAAUUUAUUAAUUGGUUUUCUUCGUCAUAUUUCAAAGGUUAUGUGUUCUUUUGCCGACGCCUCAAGUUCAAGUCCACCAAAUCUACUGUUGGUGCUGUCGAAAACUUGUCUUGAAAUGGAACAAAAUGGUGUACAUAUACUGAUCACUUUGGUUGAUGAUUUAUAUGAAAUCGAUUCGGAGAAUAGUGCCGUGCUAACCCAUGAAACAGAGAUAUGCGCUGAAAUGCGUGAAACUGCGCAAACACUACUGGAUGCAUAUGUGCGUUUGCAGGGUACAAAUAUUUCGCAGAUGUUACGUAAAAGCGUUGAAACGCGCGAUUGGCUCAACUGCCUCGAACCGCGUUCGGUACGCGCCGUUAUGAAACGUGUUGUAGAGGAGUUGGCCUCAAUUGAAACAGUGGUCGCUAGUCUUUAUGAAGCAGGCGUGCGCACAACAGCCAGCAGUGAUUCGAGUCGCAAGACACAUUUUAGCACCCUAACUACAUCUAAACAACAGUUUCGGUCGAAUUGGUCAAAUUAUACGCCAUCACAAUUGGAAUCUAGUUAUGUUUCGAAUAUCCAUCGUUUAUUUUCUGAACGCAUUGAUAUAUUUACCAAUGUGGAUUUUUCGAAAGUAUCUAUCGUGACGGGUAUUAUUAAGAUUGGCCUAAAAACACUUUUAGAAUGCGUGCGCCUGCGCACAUUUAGUAAAUUUGGCUUACAACAAGUGCAAGUGGAUACGCAUUACCUACAAAUGAAUCUCUGGCGAUUCGUUACAGAUGAGAAUCUCGUCAAUUUCUUGUUGGAUGAGAUACUUGGUUCGGCGGUACAUCGUUGCUUAGAGUCGAUAUUAAUGGAACCGAAUGCGGUUGAAAUUAUAUGCGAGCGGGGUUAGUAUUUAUUGUCUUGAAAGCUUUUAUCUAAAUACUAGUUUGUUAUAUAAAAUUGCACAUUCCAAAUUAUUAUUAUUAAAAAUAUUUAAAACUUA
Ceratitis capitata (Mediterranean fruit fly) is the source of this 2546-nucleotide messenger RNA. It is a transcript of the gene Vps51, whose product is annotated as vacuolar protein sorting-associated protein 51 homolog. Gene Ontology annotation, biological process: retrograde transport, endosome to Golgi; lysosomal transport; Golgi organization. Gene Ontology annotation, cellular component: GARP complex; membrane; EARP complex. NCBI's taxonomy places the organism in Eukaryota, Metazoa, Arthropoda, Insecta, Diptera, Tephritidae. Bases 252 to 2453 code for a protein of 733 amino acids. The transcript has 9 exons. The record is from RefSeq and is a predicted model, not a curated record.